AUGCAUGUGCAGAGGAAGAAAGAAGAGGAACUAACGUCGGAGGAUAAGGUUGUUGUGGAUGUUAAUGUAGGGAGAUUGGAUCCAGCGACUGCCACGAAAGACGAAGGCGAUGAGAGAUGGGAGUCGAGACCCGCUGGAUUAUGGCUGAAACGAUCGGCGAAGCGCCACGCGAGUGACUCUGAUAAGGCGGUUACUUCUGUGGAUGUAUUGUUUGGUGCUGAUGCUGUAGAUCCAAGGGAUGGAUGGGAAAUGAAAGGCACGCCAUUAUUACUGGAUUCUUCUGGGGAGGUGCAGGAAGCCAGGCUUAGCGUACGGAGAGGAAAGCUCAUCAAGCCAAACAAACCAACACCUCGCAUAAGGGACAAUGGAAAAUUCAAAAUUUUACAAGCGGCAGAUUUACACUUGAGUACGGGGACUGGGCAUUGUAGAGAUGCAAUGCCGGAGGAUGGCGGGAAGUGUGAGGCUGAUCCUAGGACAUUGGAAUUCGUUGGAAGAUUACUUGAUGAAGAAAAGCCAGAUUUGGUCAUCCUAAGUGGUGAUCAAAUAAAUGGAGAGACAGCGCCGGAUGCACAGAGUGCUAUCUUCAAAUAUGCAGAGUUAUUCAUUCAGCGUAAAAUUCCAUAUGCGACAAUAUUUGGUAAUCAUGAUGAUGAAGGAUCCUUACCCCGAGAUCAACAAAUGGAACUAAUCGAGUCUCUUCCGUACUCAUUAUCUGAAGCGGGGCCAGAAGACAUCGAAGGAGUAGGAAACUAUAUUGUUGAAGUACUCGCACAAGGUAGCUCGAAGCAUUCUGCUUUGACAAUAUACUUACUCGACACCCAUUCAUAUUCACCAGAUGAGAGAUCAUUUAAAGGAUAUGAUUGGUUGAAAAAGAAUCAAAUAGAUUGGUUCAAACAAACUGCCGGGGGGCUGAAAAAAGCACAUGAAGGGUAUUCCCAUAUUCAUAUGGAUCUUGCCUUUAUUCAUAUACCAUUACCUGAAUAUAGAGAUGAUACCCUUUAUAAAGAGGGGGCAUGGCGCGAAGGAGUCACUGCACCAGGCUUCAAUUCUGGUUUCCGAGAUGCCCUUGUAGAACAGGGUGUAGUAAUGGUCAGUUGCGGACAUGAUCAUGCAAAUGAAUACUGUUCUCUUUCUCGAAGAGAGGACGAAAGUCCCGCUCUUUGGAUGUGUUAUGGUGGUGGUGCAGGGUUUGGAGGUUAUGGGGGAUACGGCGGAUAUCAUCGCCGGAUUCGUCUUUUCGAAAUCGACAUGAAUGAAGCGAAGAUAGUAACUUACAAGCGGCUCGAGUAUGGAGAUAUAGAGAAGCGAAUCGAUGAACAGAUUAUAGUUGAGGGUGGGAAAGCCAUAGCUCCACCUCUUUGA
Messenger RNA from Sclerotinia sclerotiorum 1980 UF-70, 1362 nucleotides. RefSeq lists its product as hypothetical. The transcript is spliced from 3 exons. The coding region runs from base 1 to 1362 and encodes 453 amino acids. Gene Ontology annotation, molecular function: phosphoprotein phosphatase activity. Lineage: Eukaryota; Fungi; Ascomycota; Leotiomycetes; Helotiales; Sclerotiniaceae. Gene Ontology annotation, cellular component: cytoplasm. The record is from RefSeq and is a predicted model, not a curated record.